This is a messenger RNA of Cantharellus anzutake, 1122 nucleotides long. RefSeq lists its product as uncharacterized. The record is from RefSeq and is a predicted model, not a curated record. The coding region runs from base 12 to 641 and encodes 209 amino acids. NCBI's taxonomy places the organism in Eukaryota, Fungi, Basidiomycota, Agaricomycetes, Cantharellales, Hydnaceae. The transcript has 5 exons.
CCUCUGCUGCGAUGCACAAAAAGUGGGGUCACGACCAGUUCUCUCUCUCCAGCACCUAUAUGGGAUCUGCGUUAGCUGUCCCCAUCUGGAAGAGCUCCAAACUGACACUAAUCGACGGGGAUUGGCCACACGAUAUCUUGGACAAGGUGGCUCAUUUUCCCCGUAUAAAAACUCUAUGCCUCGAGAUUAGGCCCAGUGGAUACGAAUGCGUCAAGCCUUACCUUAGCUAUUAUACAAGCAUCCAGCUCUACAAAUAUAUAGACUCCCAACGGACAUCCAGUCCUUUGACCGAACUCGUCACGCUGGACGAUCAUCAUUGCUCUGGCCUGUAUGAUGUAGCGACGUACAAAGCUGUGUCGUGUCGGUGGUUCAAGGAUGCGGGUCUACUUGAUGUGUGGUCGUCGCAAAUUGCAGGCUAUCGUACGGAUAGUACUGAGUCCUUCUAUGGACCUGUUGGUAAUUCGGCACGUCACAAAUCAAAUGGCUUGAUUCAAUGCGGCCCUCGAAUCGUCGCAUAUAGUGGUGAUGGCUUCAGCAGUGCUGGUGGUGUCCAACUCCUAGAAGGUACGAGAACCGCGAUGCCCUCGGGAUGUCCCAGGCCUGAGCCGCGUGCCGGCGUUACUGCUGGUUUCGAUCACUGACGCGCUCUCUGUGUUUUUGCGUUUAUUUAUAUGGCAAUUGGGCCAACGAGGUGUCCGACAGUGAGACAUCGAGCUAUAGUGCCUUGCGUUGUUGAGUGUGCGGGGUCGAACUUCCUUUCGUCUCAUGUUUUGUCAUAUGUCCAGCUACUCUCGGAUUCUAAUACGAGGUCCGACUCUUUAAUUUGACCUCAGUGUAGUCGCCCAAAUGUCUUUGUGAUGAUUGUAAUCACUGACUGCGCGCCCCUGUUGGGAUGCUCGCCGCUCCGUAACGGUGGUUGCGCUUGCAUGGUUUACCGUCAACUAGUCAAUUCAAUCAACAUCCACCCCCACCCGCCUUUUUUUCACCAGUUCAACACGUUUCCAUCUUGACUGAUUAUUUUUCAAACUCAAGUGCUGAAGGUCCUUGAUUGGCUGAUGACCUCAUCGUCAUGGCAAGUUUUAUUCUUUAAUCGUCGAAUGGGACAAUAGGUAUAUAAAUAAA